This is a messenger RNA of Perognathus longimembris pacificus (Pacific pocket mouse), 2856 nucleotides long. It is a transcript of the gene Hoxd8, whose product is annotated as homeobox D8. The coding region runs from base 861 to 1724 and encodes 287 amino acids. Gene Ontology annotation, cellular component: nucleus. Gene Ontology annotation, molecular function: RNA polymerase II transcription regulatory region sequence-specific DNA binding; DNA-binding transcription factor activity, RNA polymerase II-specific. The transcript has 2 exons. Gene Ontology annotation, biological process: regulation of transcription by RNA polymerase II. The record is from RefSeq and is a predicted model, not a curated record. NCBI's taxonomy places the organism in Eukaryota, Metazoa, Chordata, Mammalia, Rodentia, Heteromyidae.
GGGCUGCAGUCGCUUUUCUCCGCCGGGGGCACGGGCUAGCCCUUGGCAGUGCGGCUUUAUGGGCCCCCUUUAAGGCCGGCGGAGGCAUCCCGGAGCGGCGUGAGGCGUCCUCUCGGAGCCGCGCCUCCUCGCCGCCGCGUGGGAUCCCUCCGCGCGGUUAUCUCGCCCCCAUCUCGCUCCCGCUCCGCGCAGUGGCGGGGUGCGAAAAUGCCUCCCCGGCGCGCACCGAGGCGGCAGCCUCGGCGGCGGCGGCGGCCGCGGUGGGAGGGGGCGGAGGGGGAGGUGAGGUGAGAGGUGGCACCGGGCAGGGGGUGUGUGGUGGUGUGUGUUUUUCGUUUCCCUCCAGAGCGGAGGUUUGUAAACCGAAGCCAGAGUAUCCCCGUGGGCUGGGCCACUUGUUUUCUUUCCUCUUUUUAAUUUUUUUCUUCGUGUCCCAGUGUGCGAGCACGGCCCGGUGCCUGGGAGGAAGCCGUGGAGGCGGCGGGCCAGGUCACCCGGGGCGUCGGUGAUUAAAUUGCGGCGGAGCCGGCGCGCGCCGGGGGAGGCCGGGAGAGGCCGCGGCGCGCGGGGGCUGGGCGAGGCCCCGCGACCCGCGCGGGAGGCGGCGCGACGCCGAGGCGGUGACACCAGCGCCGGGGCAUGAGUGCCCAGUAGCGAGUGCCCAGGCGCCGGGCCUCAGCGACGACGCGCGCGGGGCGGGCGAGCGGGCGGCAGCAGCGACGACGCAGCCCGGCGGCCCCGGCGGCCGCCCCAGAGGCCCCCGCGGCAGCGCGGCCGGCCGGGUGGAGACGCGCGCUCGGCUCCCCCGCCUGCUCCGCGCCGCCGGCCCUCCCGCGCCGUGGCCCUCGGCCGCCGCCCGGAUGAGCUCGUACUUCGUAAACCCGCUGUACUCCAAGUACAAGGCGGCGGCCGCGGCGGCGGCGGCGGCGGCGGCGGCGGCGGGCGAGGCCAUCAAUCCCACUUACUACGACUGUCACUUCGCGCCGGAGGUCGGCGGCCGCCACGCCGCCGCCCUGCAGCUCUAUGGCAACAGCGCUGUCGGCUUCCCGCACGCGCCCCCGCCGGCGCACCCGCACCCGUCCCCGCCGCCGGGCUGCGGCGGUGGGGGCGGCCCGGGGCCCGGCCAGGACUACUUCCACCCCGGCGGGGGCAGCCCGGCCGCAGCCUACCAGGCCGCCCCACCUCCUCCUCCGCACCCUCCACCUCCGCCGCCGCCUCCUCCCUGCGGCGGGAUUGCCUGUCACGGGGAGCCCGCGAAGUUUUACGGAUACGAUAACUUACAGAGACAGCCGAUUUUUACGACCCAGCAAGAGGCCGAGCUGGUACAAUAUCCUGACUGUAAAUCGUCCAGUGGUAAUAUUGGCGAGGACCCAGACCACUUAAAUCAGAGCUCGUCUCCUUCUCAAAUGUUUCCCUGGAUGAGACCACAAGCUCCAGGUAGACGAAGAGGAAGACAAACCUACAGUCGCUUCCAAACCUUAGAGCUGGAAAAGGAAUUCCUUUUUAACCCUUAUCUGACCAGGAAGAGAAGAAUCGAGGUUUCCCACGCCCUGGCCCUCACAGAGAGACAGGUAAAAAUCUGGUUCCAAAACAGGAGAAUGAAAUGGAAAAAGGAGAACAACAAGGACAAAUUUCCCGUUUCCCGGCAGGAGGUGAAGGACGGGGAAACCAAAAAGGAAGUCCCAGAGCUGGAGGAAGACAAGGCUGAAGACCCGACAAAUUAACUUCUACCUUUAAAUUUUUACCACAGACUGUUAAAACUAAUGAACAACAUAUGCUGGUGGAUACCACCGAUUUUCUUUUCCUGGACAGGACCUUACCUGUGUUUUAAGCUACCUUCAUGUCACUGCUCUUGAGGUUUCUUCACUUUCAGAGGGAUUUGAGGUGUCUUUAAAAAAAGUUUCUACUAUAUAGCCUAGAAGCUGUCCUAUAAAAGGGUAAUUUGAUACUGACCUUGUAGCUAUAUUUUUUAUAAUGGUGGUUUUUAAUGUCUGAGCUGGUGAUUUGUCUCAACAACAUAAACUUCCUAAUGAUUAGCACUAAAUGAUUGAAUAUAAAAUGCUUUAUUAAUCAAACAAGUGCACUUGAACAUGUAAAAUCUUUUCUUUAUGGUGAGUAAAUUAAAAAGAAGUCUAUUGAUUUUUAAAAAAUUAUGCUGGCAGAAUAUUUACUUUAUAUUAUUUGAUUAAGUGUGUUAUUUAUGUUUUCCUUUCUGCUUUUAUAAUGAAUAUGUUGGGUGCCUUUUAUUUACUCCUUAACGGUUUCUUUGUGUAUUUUGUAAAUGUGACAUAUCAGGGAAAAGUCUGGGCCAAUUAUUUGAAAAGCACAUGUUAACUGAAGAGUGUAAUGUGUACUCCAGGCUCUACAACUUCCCUAAACUUCAGGAAAAUGUUGGGCCAGUGACAAGACUUUCAGGACAAUGUCAAAAUUCACAUUAAAUCAUUUUUCUCUAGUCCCUACAAAUGAAUGGCAGUUUAGAGUAAAUUAAUACUUGAAAAGCCAAUUAUAACAUUUACACUAACUUUUCGCUCUGGCGAGUUGCUUUGCUUUCAUUUUGAGCUCCGCUUGUAAACGCCUGAAAUAUGUAGGUCUCCAGACCAGGAUGCUAUUGUGAUUCUGUUCUAAGUAGGUAUCAUAUUUAUUUGUAUUCCCCUCUGUUUGCCUGCUGCUUUGAAGCCAACUUGCUGUGUGCAUCUCAGAAGUCGGUUGGUACAUCCUCUGCUGUUCUUCAGGAAAGCUAUGGUCUCUCACCUAUUGGAAACAAGCCCUGAGAGCACAUGCAGAAACCUCCAAGUGUAAACAACCGCUCCAGAACUUAGCUAACGCCUUAAUAAAGAAAUCAAACUCUUUCUAGAA